ACGCCAUCGUCGAAGGACGCAUGAAUAUGUAUACUGCCGCCGCAAUCGCCGCGAUUCAGCCGAAUCAACUUCGAUAAGGUUGCAAACACCUAGGUCCUGACGUACAAAAUUCAACUUUUUUCUAUCCGUUGAGAAUCUGGAAUCUUUUUCUGCAAUCGUAAGAGUACUGGUCGAGUAAGCGGACGCGCGGAAGUGGCGGCGGCUUCGCUUUGCGGAUGAUCGAGACUGAAAAUCAGCCGGAUUCGCGUGCCAGCAGACAGGGCGAGCAGAACGAGGAUCUCCUCGUCGCUGGCGGCGGUAACAAGGUUGACAGUGGUGACCGCGAGUCUGGUGACCAAACAGCUGUUGCAACUGCGACGACAGUGGAGGACGCAGAUGCGAUGAAGAAAGAGGAGCAAGAAACGUCGCGGAUUCACGAGAAUUCAUCCAAGGGCGGUGUCGCCGCGGGCAUCGCGACGCCCACCGCGGCAUCGACGAUGCCGGUGGAGGACGACGAAGAGGAAGAGGAGGCAGAAGAGGAGGAGGAGGAGGAGGAAGAGGAGGAAGCGGAGGAGGAGGAGGAGGACGGGGACGUGGAGGGUGGAAUCGCAGUGGAGGGUGGAAUGACGACGCAAGAAGAGGUCGGGGGUGUGUUGGUCGGUGGUGAAGGUGGGGGUGGAGGCGGCAUGGCCGGCUACUGGAGGCAGAGCAGACCCUCCAGUCCCCGCAUGCCGCCUCCGGAGCAGUCGGAGCAGCCGAGCCGACCCAAGAGCCGGCACGAGCUACAAGCCGCGAGAUAUAACAACCUCGGCUACUGGCGAGCAAGAAGAGUCACCUUUUAUAAAAAUGGCGAUCCCUACUUUCCAGGAGUGGAGUUCAGAUUUAAACCUGGCCGUGACAUUGGUUCUUUGGAGGCUCUACUGGAUAGAUUGUCUCUUCGGAUGGAUUUGCCGAGAGGGGCGCGCCACAUCUUUUCGAUGGACGGUGAUCGAAAGAUCCAUCUCGACGAACUUGAGGACGGUGCCUCUUACGUAGUGUCCAGCUACAAGACUUUCAAGCCGGCCAGCUACGGGAAGAAGAACAACACCUGGUACACUACCCCAGCAGGCGGUGGAGGUAGUAGGAGCGGUACCACCGGGACCGGAAGUGGGGUUGGAGGGUGGCAAAGUAGACCGCCAGCGGUACCGAGUCUUAGCCGGAAAGCCUCCAUCACUGAAGAAGCGCCACCCCCUGGGGGCGGAAAGCCCUCUUCGGGCCGUGUCAUUCGUAUCGUUAAUAACCACGACCAUACUGUUCAGUGCCGAGUUCUAUUAAAUCUUCGUACAUCGCAACCCUUCGAAGAAGUUUUAGAAGAUCUUGGACAAGUGUUGAAAAUGAAUGGGGCUAAGAGGAUGUUCACUGUUUCAGGACAAGAGGUGAGAAGUUUCUCGCAAUUGAGAAACGAAUUCGCUGAUGUGGAUACAUUUUAUUUGGGUACCGGAUCGGCUGUCGUUAUGGCCGGUGGCGUUGUAGCAUCUCCGGUACGAAGGUCAAGGUCACGUGGACCAUCCACCGUCGUGGAAGAAGUUAGUCGUCAGAGAAGGGCUCGCAGCAAGAGCAGACCAAGAGCCUUGUAUGCUCCUGACUCCGAAGUUGUUCGAGUAAACGAUUAUAGCGUCGUAGAAGUGCUACGCGAGGAACCGGCCAGAGUGACAAUCAGAGGACUCAGACGAUCGUUUUAUCCUCCCUCUCAUCUGCCUCCAGUCGAUAAUUCGCCGCCUGAGAAGAAGCUGCAACUUGAAUGGGUCUACGGUUAUCGAGGGACCGAUACUCGCAAAAAUCUUUGGGUUUUACCCAGUGGCGAAUUAUUGUAUUAUGUCGCGGCUGUGGCGAUACUUUUCGAUCGAGAAGAGAAUGCGCAACGACAUUAUAUUGGGCACACGGAGGAUAUUAUGUGUAUGGAGGUUCAUCCUAGCAGGGAACUCGUCGCGUCCGGUCAAAAGGCGGGCAGGCAUAGGAAGGCACAGCCGCAUGUUCGUAUAUGGUCAACGGAGACUCUUCUCACCCUUUACGUGUUUGGCAUGACCGAAUUUCAAAUGGGCGUCUCAGCAUUAGCAUUUUCACAACUGAAUGGCGGUAGUUACGUACUUGCCGUGGAUUCUGGAAGGGAAGCUAUACUUUCGGUAUGGCAAUGGCAGUGGGGUCACUUAUUAGGGAAAGUAGCGACUAUGCAAGAAGAUCUGACGGGUGCGGCAUUUCAUCCACUGGAUGAUAAUCUCUUAAUUACACAUGGGCGUGGUCAUUUGACAUUCUGGAAUCGGCGAAAAGACGGUUUCUUCGAGCGAACUGACAUCAUCAAGCCGCCAUCCCGUACACACGUGACGAGCAUCCAAUUCGAACAGGAUGGCGACGUCGUUACGGCGGACAGCGAUGGUUUCAUCACGGUGUAUUCGGUGGACGCGGACGGGGCAUAUUUUGUACGAAUGGAAUUCGAAGCGCACAACAAAGGCAUUAGCUCCCUCGUUAUGUUAUCGGAAGGCACACUCCUUUCCGGCGGCGAAAAAGAUAGGAAAAUAGCCGCUUGGGACUCAUUGCAGAAUUACAAACGCAUCACCGACACAAAGCUGCCAGAAUCGGUAGGCGGAGUCCGUAGUAUAUAUCCGCAACGUCCCGGACGGAAUGAUGGAAACAUUUAUGUGGGAACCACGCGGAACAACAUCCUCGAAGGUUCUCUGCAAAGAAGAUUCAACCAAGUCGUAUUCGGCCAUGGCAGACAAUUGUGGGGUUUGGCGGUUCAUCCUGACGACGAGGUCUUUGCCACCGCGGGACAUGACAAGAAUAUUGCUCUCUGGCGGAGACACAAGCUAUUGUGGACUACCCAGGUGGGUUUCGAGUGUAUAUGCAUAGCCUUCCAUCCAUUUGGCGUGGCGUUAGCGGCGGGAUCGUCGGAGGGUCAUCUUCUCGUACUCGCGGCUGAUACCGGUGCAGCCGUGGCGACCCUGAGAGUGUGUGGAUCACCGCUGUCUUGCAUCGGAUACAAUCCUACUGGAGAAAUUGUGGCCAUGGGUUCUCAAAAUGGCAGUGUGUAUCUCUUUAGAGUGUCCAGGGAUGGAUUUUCAUAUAAAAAAAGCAACAAGAUCCGCGGAACGCAACCAUUGAUGCAGCUCGAUUGGAGUUCCGACAGUCGCUUUCUUCAAACCGUGACUCAAGAUUAUGAUCUCUUAUUUUGGGACGUCAAGGUGUUGUCGUCGGAAAAGAGUCCAUUGGUUAUGAAAGAUGUCAAGUGGUACACCCACAACUGUACCGUUGGUUACAUGACUUCUGGGCAAUGGAACAACCGCUAUUAUCCAUUGACUACAGUUGUCACCACUUCCAGUAGAUCAGCUGCACAUGAUAUGCUGGUAAGCGGCGAUGCCGAAGGGUAUCUUCGACUCUUCAGAUAUCCAUGUACCAGCGCCAAAGCUGAAUAUGUCGAGGAAAAGGUGUACAGCUCGUUGGUGGCUUGCGCCAGGUUCCUCUACAACGACCAGAAUGUCGUCACCGUCGGCGGCACCGACGCUGCCUUGAUGCUCUGGGAAUUGGUCGACGAAUAAAAAGAUACAAGUCGCUAAAACACCUGACUUAUUGUCCAGUAGGUCGUAGCGAUAAAUAAAGUGGGGCGCUGGCGCCUUUUAGUAGAUUUUAAGCGAUAACUGGGACUCUUUUGAAAGUCCUUUGGUGACGUUCGCAUGAAAAUGCCCAUCAAAUAGCAUAAAAAAUGUAAAUACGUGGAGGAAUGGUUUUUCACAAAUUAAACAAUUGUUUUUCCAAUUUUAAUUAUAGAAUCUUUAAUUCGACAUCAGCUCAUUUUGCGCAUUUCAGACCAUUUCAGACAUUGAUUACGCAUUUUAACACAACACAAGAGGAUCUAUCCAUCUAGUUCCAUUAUGACAUAUACGAUCUAUUCGAUUCGCACUUGAUUUCAAUUUGUUGCUUCAACAUACAGGAUAUUUUAUUACGUAUUACGUAUUUAAUUAGAGGCAACUUCGAGGAUGGACUUGGCACUGAAAAAAAUAACAAAAUUGUAUCAUAUACAGUAUACAUAUACAUCUAGAUUUUAUGGUUCACAUUAUCAAUAUUGUGAUUACUUUUGUGAUAACAUACUUUUGUUUACUUACCCGUUUACUUAAUUCUUAAUUACCGCUCGUAUUUUAUUGUUUCUUGAUUCAGUAUAAAUCAAUGAUAACCGUGUUUACGGAACAUUUUAUAUGUAUAUUACUUAAUAUCUAAUUUAUUUUAUUUUACAAUGCAUAAAGAGAUAAUUAACUUCGCUGACCACUAUUUAAUUUUAUCUUGUUAUUUUCAUUUUUCGUUAUUAGUCUUCUGACAAGAGAUUUUUCAGUUCGUUUUCUCGAUACGAUCGAUAAUAAAACGACAAGACUAAUACCAUCUCCAUUUUUUCCACAAUAUCUAUUGAAUCACAUGAAAAAUAGCUGGCCACUCAAAAAUAAGGUCAUAGGUACAUUUUUAUAUAAAUUUUAAUUGUUUUCAAUCCUAAAAUUCAUUCUCAUAUUACAUGAAACGUAGCGUUAUAUGUAUAUGAACCAAGUUAUUAAUUGUACGAUUGCGAGACGAGCCAAUAAUUAAUUAAAAGAUAUCCGUGAGUCGAUAAAGCUGAAAUGGGUUGAAGUGAGAAACCUCGCGGGAGUUACUUGCGAUGUCAUAAAGAUGUAGCUGUGACGAAUUAACGUGUGCGUAUCAUUUAGGGAUACUCGCUAGCCGUUUGAGCUUCACUGACAAUGAAAUUAAAUUUAAGUUAUCGUUACAAUUCCAAUCCAGGGAGGGAAAAAAUGCACUCGUUCCUUAGGUUCACUCCUUAAUUAGUUGCACAAUAUCCAAAGCGAGAUAUGUGUCUAGCAGGUAUAUAAUCACAGAGUCGUGCGAGUCGUGAUGUUUUAAAUUUAAAAAAUUAUUUUGGAUGGAGUACCGGUAAACGAUCAAGAGCUGCAGAGGCGGCAAAGUAAAAGGAGAAAUUUGGCUAUAGAGUAACGAACAGGCAUAUUUACCACUGCCAGAAGAUUCAGAUUCCUGCUGCUACUGGAAGGAACAGGAAGGAAGAGAAAGAAGAAGGGAGAGACGAAAUAGAAAAAGCGCGUAAAGGAUAAGCCUAUCGUCAAUGGCUUAAGGUCUGUUCUUUCUUAGCAGCGCUGUAUUAUAAUAAAUAUACUUUCUCUAUGUUGAAAAUAAAAAAAUUUUAAAAGAGCGCAACAAAAGUAUGUACAUUGCAGUUAAUUGUAAGAGAAACAGACCUUUCGUCAAAAUGGAGCGUUCAAUAGCGCGAUUUAAAAGUGGCAAAGUCCAUCUUAUUCAAACGGACGUAACUGAAAUACGCACAGAGAGAUCAACCAAUUACAUUUAUUUUACAAUACAUAUUAUUCUAAUGCAUGCAAAACACAACGUUGUGUUAUGCAUUAUGUAGAUUGUAGGUGAUUGAUCGAUUUCUCUGUAGAUAUCAUAUAAUAUGUGCGACGUACGCGUGAAUUUACGUACGUUACGUUACGGUCAAUAUGCCACGCGCCAUUCGUCGUUCCAAGUCACUAACACAAUAAGUCAUUAUAAUAUAUAUAACCAAUAGUAUUAUAUGUAUGUAGUGUGUAGUAGUAGUAGUAGCAGUAGUAGUAGUAGUUUACAAGUGUUUAGUAGGUAUUAUAGUUUACAAGAACGUAUAAUAUAUAAACGUGUAACGUGUAAGGAUUUCACGAGGAGGUCAACUUUGUUGCAGGUCAACGCUCCUCUCUUACCAGCCAAUUAUUCUUAUUCGCACACUUUUCGAUUCGAGAGAAAUGGAAAAAAGGAGAGAUUUUUUUUCAUAUUCACGCAGUAGAGUCGACACGUAGUGAGAAUUUAAGCGGUUAGGAUCAGGUCACUGCCAAGGCGUCGCGUCGCGAGUUUAAAAGGUUCUAACGAUCGUAACGAGUUACGAGAGUAACUUUCUUCGCGCCAUGUAAAAUCCAUGUCACACAUUAUUUAUCAUACAUGUAUUCGAGAUCAAGAGUAAAAAUCUAUCCGGACAUAACGAUGGAGAGGAUGGGCAUAGCCGCCGCGCGUAAUGCGUAGGCAUACAGAAUAAAUUGUCUGAAAGAUAUUUUAAGAAUGCUUGAUAGAGCGUUAAAAAAGAUUAACGCUGUCGAUCAUCUUAAAUUUGUACUAAACGCGUAAUUUUUUACGCACAUUAUUUAUAUUAAUUAUAUGUAUGUAUUAUGAGAACGAUAGUAUAUAUAUAUGUAUAGGAAGUUUAGUGAUUCGAAUGAUCGACUCCGAAUUGAUUUGGAGGCCAGUGAAAGAGUACGUCGUACGUCCAGACUCCAGAAUAAAUAAAUGUAUGUGUGUAUGUACAGUGGAGAACAAAAAUACUGAUUAAGGACGCCGGUGGUUGCUCAAAUCAAUUUGAUAAGAAUUAGUUCAAUUAUGGAGAGAAUAUUCGUCUAAUUCGAAAUCUGUCGUCCAUGCUAAAGUUGAAGGCAAUAGUCUGUAUGGUUGUCGAGUGAUUAAUUAUUCAAGUUACACUUAUUGCCCAUUUAUCAGGACCGACCGGGCCGACUCAAAUAUAUGCACUCCGUGCUCGAUAGUUUUACGCGAAACAGCUACAAAAUGUUGUUUUAUUUGUACAAUUUUAUUUUUAAUAUGCUUUCGAGAGUUACAUUACAGGUGUCGUAACAUUUUUGCUAUCAUAUCGCCCGUGUGUAAGAGAGAGAUAAGAGUAUGACUUGAAUAAUUAUAAUUACUCGACAACCAUGCAAACAAUUGUUUUCAACUUUGGCAUGGACGACAGAUUCCCAUAGACGAAUAUCCUCCAUAUAUUUGAGCUAAUUCUUAUUAUAUUGAUUUGAGCAACCACCCUCCUUAAAGCGAGAUUAAAAUGUAAUUGCAUCGAGCUUCUUCUCCUUCGCCGUUAUAGCGGCCAACUAAUCGCUGAAAGAUGCUGGAUAAAGGAAACCUACAGAGAAAGAGAGAUAGAGAGAGAGAAGCUUAAUGUAAAUAUAAUUCAAUCUCGCUACACUUGAACCAUUGAAUGCUUUUGUUCUCGAUUGUACAAACAGGUUCGGUGCAUCGCCUGCACAAAUGCAACUGCAAGAAAAUUAAUUUAGGUAAGAAACGUAGCGAUAUAUAUUAUUCUUCUCUCUUUAAAUCGUUCUGAUGUUACAUGAAACAUUAUUUUAGUGAUUAUAUAGGAGAAAUAUUCCUAAGUAUUCCCUUCCUAUAUAAAUAUCUGAGAUUCGCCCGAAAAAUAUUUUUCGGUCUCUUGUGACAGAUAUAUAUCGAUGUAGUAUAAUAAGAAUAGCAAGCACCUACGUAUACUUUUUAUGGAUUUUAUGUUAUGUACAUUUUAUGCGCGCACGCGUGUGUGUGUGCGUGUGUGUGUGUGUGUGUAUGU
Messenger RNA from Temnothorax curvispinosus, 7372 nucleotides. RefSeq names its product echinoderm microtubule-associated protein-like CG42247 (gene DCX-EMAP). Gene Ontology annotation, molecular function: microtubule binding. Bases 216 to 3551 code for a protein of 1111 amino acids. Gene Ontology annotation, biological process: intracellular signal transduction; microtubule cytoskeleton organization. The record is from RefSeq and is a predicted model, not a curated record. Lineage: Eukaryota; Metazoa; Arthropoda; Insecta; Hymenoptera; Formicidae. Gene Ontology annotation, cellular component: mitotic spindle. The transcript is spliced from 17 exons.